CUCGUGACUCGUGACUGGCGGUGGAGGCUACUUUGACUACUGCUCCAGCCUGAUGAAGAGUGGUGAUUCACAAUCACGAAUUGCACGCAGAAACGCUUCACCAGCACGUCCAGUCCAGCAGCUCCAGCACCUGCAAUAUACUCACCGAGCAGCGGAGCCUCAAGCCAAGCCCUUCACAUUCACAUUCACAUUCACGAUUCACGAUUGCCGUGCACACCCUAUCCUCACUCGUGACUCACACUCGCAACUGCGGGCAGGUGCGACAGGCUCUCCUUGCGCUUGUACCUACUCCUCCUCCCAACACGCUCCUCUCUGGCAGACUCAAUUGAACGUCUGUCACCGCGACCAACCCUUCAAAAGGCGCAGCAUCAACCACGCUCGCUCGAUUGGAGAUGGAGAUGAUGAUCCGGUAGAGUAGCUGCGCUGCCUGGCACCUUCUUCCUAACGCCCGCUUCGCGCGCUGCACUCGCAAUCAGUCAUUCCCCUUCGAACGAAGCACGAUGAGCUCUUCUCCCUCGCUCAUCCCCCUCUCGCUCGCUGACGGUCCGACACAGAGACGAUGGGCAGCUACAGCGACGGUACUGCUUCACUCUUACAAGAUCUAUCAUCUCCUCAUUCAGCCUUUCGCAGCCGGUCAAUCCAUCUCGCCCAUCGCCUCCCUCGCAUCGACCGGAUCACAUCAUUCGAGUAGCGCCAGCAGCUCAAGUCUUCUCGCACCUUUUCUCACAACAUCUCUCUUGCUGGACGUAGGCUUGUUGUAUGCGCUCGCUCGAUUAAGGAUACCGCGUCUGGACCUCAAACCCACCGUGUGGGUCGCCAUCUUUGCCCUGCUAGCCUCCUUUGACUUUUUGCUCGCGGGUGGGUGGAGAUGGCUGCCUACCAUACUUUACGCCUUGCCGGUGGUCGGACCGAUUAGCUCUACAGUCACUGGGCUUGCGAAUACGGUCAACCCGUGGGCUGGACAGCUCUCCUUUGAGGGCAAUAGAGUGGAAGUCAAGCGACUCGUAGCGCCCAAGGAGCGCAUCAUCGGCCAGUAUACGGUUCACAUCCUGCCGUACAGCACAGCCACCUUGUCCCACGAGCACACCAGGACAGUUUGUCACUGCGUCGGUCCUCACGCUCGAACCGCAAGCUUGCCCUUGCUCUUCAACAACACCGAGCCCGCACUGCUUCAGUACAGCAUCACAUCCUUCAACGAUCCUUCUUUGGUCGACUACUUCAAUAUGAGCAUUCCAGGCUCGGCGCUUCAUAGCCUGGCGCAAUCUACAGACGACGUGUCAGCUGGGCGCAAACAGCAGUUGGACUACGAGCUGGAUGACGAUCAGGCCGGCCUAGCGCGCAUCGAGCAAGCUAGACCUUCCAGUCUUCAGCAGGGACAAGUUGUGCGACGCGGAGGCGCGGGCUCCACAGAUAACGCCAUCGUCGCUGGGUCCGACGCGCGCGCGAAGCGAGCAACUGCUGCGACGCAAGGCAAGCAAUUUCUGUUCAACCUGCCGGUCGGUCAGGUGGGUCGUGUCAAGCUGGAAAGAGUGCUGGACAAGAAGCAACACGAUGCGCGCAUUGAUCGGUCGGAGGUGAUUGUGGUGCAAUGCCCAUCUGCCACCUUUCUCGCUGCUCCUUCAAAGGCAGAUGCAAGCGCCAAGGGAAAGACAUCGUCUGGUGCCCUCACCAAGCAAUACAAAGACGGGCUGUUGCCGACUCUUCAUCACUGCCCUGCAGAUCAGGGCGAUCUCCACGUCAGGGUCAAAGGAGUAGCACCUUUGGAACUCGUCUACACCCAAUCGUCCGCUGCAUUCACCCGACCAGGCGCGGCAACCCCCAAAACCAAGUCCGCCGCACCGGCUGCGCACGUCAAGCAACUGCGCAUCGCGAGGAUUUCGAGCCCUCAACAUCCGACCAGCCCGCUCGAUGGUCUCUCUGGAUCCGUGAGCGGCAUGUCCGAAGCUCUGAAGCGAUCCAUCGCUGCUGCAGAUCUAGCCUGGGCAGAAGCUCAAAGUGUCGACAUUCCCUUGACGCUCGACACGCGAGAACCUGGCACGUACACUUACACUUUGCAAAGCGUUGUCGAUGCGUGUGGAAGAAGCAUGCAUCCUGCUACAAGCGAAAGUCAUCGAUCUGCGUCGGAAACCAUCGCGAGCAGAGCAGUGGUGGUGCAUCCCCGGGCAAGGGUAGCGCUGAAAUUGUGCAGCAUCGACAAUCCCAUCAAGGUGCUGCGCAACAAGCUGGACGACAAGAAGCUGAGGAUCGAAGUUUCCGGCGAUGGGGCUUUCGACGGGCCUGUCCAUGCUUUGCUGCGCUACCAAUCCAUUUCGGGAGCAGCACCAAGCGUCAAGAACCUGACGCUUCCCGCGGGCACGUCGGAGCACGCGCUGCAGGGACUCGGAGAUUACAGCAUCGACUCGGUAGGGGGUGCCUUUUGCGAUGGAGAAGUGCUCGCUCCGUCUGUUUGCCGAGCUGUCGACGUGCCUCCGCCGCAAGCCGACGUCACAUUUCACGCCAUUCAAGAUCAGUGCGCCGGAACGAUCGGGGCGAAAGCUUUGGUCAGCUUGUCCGGCACGCCUCCUUUCCGCCUCGAGAUGCAAGAGAGCGUGGCUGGCAAGCCGCCUCAGCGUAGCGUCAAGAGGAUAGAAGCGAUGCGCACGGAAAUGGAAUUGAGACCCAACCUCAACGGCAACGUUACGUAUCGCUUCUUGAAGCUUGACGACGCGAACUAUGCCGGCGUCGAGAUUCGCGAUGCGACCUUCACCCAGAGCAUACAUCCGCUCGCUGAUGCCAGGUUCAGACCUCUGUCCGCGCAGCAACAAGUCUCGCGCACUAAUGCCAAUCAGCACGCAAGGAACGUCAAGAAUGCAGCGACGCAAGCGGAAACGGUGGUGCUGCACAAUUGUGACGGUGAUACUGCCACGGUGGAGGUGGAAUUUCGCGGCAGUGGCCCCUUUACCCUCGGCUACUCGCUCAGGACGGGAGAAGGCAGCACCACGUCCAAAGCUACGCUGCACACUAUUCAGAACAUCAAGAGCGGCGCGCAUCGCUUCGACGUCGAGAUGCCAAAGGUCGCAGCUAAGUCUGGAGGUCUGGUCACGAUGAGCUUGAUCAGCGUCAAGGAUGGUAGAGGGUGCGAACGCGCAUUGGUCGGCUCUGAUAGGUUUUUCGAUGUGCAAAGAGAGGAACCUACCGUUGCAUUCGAGCUGCUUGGAACGAGGGAAAGAGCGAAUGAGGUCAACUUGCUCCAAGGUGAAAAGGCUCGCUUGCCGCUGCGAUUGGUCGGAAAUGCACCUUGGACGGUCAACAUGGCGCUCGUAGAUGAUGUUUCAUCGGCAAAGACUCUCCAGCUGGCAUCCAGCGACGCUUUUGUGGAGGUGGACCAGCCUGGAACGUGGGAGCUGCGCAGCGUUAGGGAUGCUCAUUGUGCAGGAAGCGUCAUCGUCGAACGAUCCAAAUUCCACGUUCAUCCCAUACCGCGUCCCACCAUCGCAUUCGACGUCGAUUCCGGCAACCUCGCACCAUCCGGCAACGACUCGUUGAUACGAAACGCCGUCUGCAUUGGACAGCCAGAUGCGGUGGAUAUCGUCUUGACGGGCCACUCCCCCUUGUCUAUCACGUACGCCCAUCAAAUCACCGGACACGCCGGUAAGCGCGAAAGGCAGGAAAAGACGCUCAGCUCUGCGCAGGGCGCCGCGACCUUGCCUCUUGCAUCCGACAGGUCUGGCUGGCACACGUAUGAUCUGACCGCUGUCGGUGAUGCGUACUACCCUGCUGCGGUCGUCUCGCCAGGUCAGAGAUCUCGAGGUCUACUAAGGUUAGAGCAGAUGGUGCACCAAGCACCUUCCGCAGUCUUCGUCGAAGCCAAAAGCUCUACCUCCUUUUGCGUCGGACAAGCUCUGCAGGCGGUCUCGAAUGGAGAAAGCUCGGUGCUACCGCUCAUCAAGCUAUCUGGCGCGCCACCGUUCGAGGUCGACUUUUCUGUUGGACAUGCAGCCGGCGGGCUUGGAGGUCUUUCGCGUAGCAGAAGGAACUUUCAUGCGAGCGACGUGCGCUCCACGACGCACGCGCUCAGCGUUGCUCCUGAUGCGUUCUCGUUCGACAAGACGGGAGCAUGGUCUGUGCAACUCGAUCGAGUGGUCGACGCUAAUGGGUGCGAGACGCUCUAUGGAGGUUCGAGCGGUGCCAAGGCUGUCGGUUGGGAGACGACGGUGGUGGAGACGCCAGGCAUCGUAUCGGAAGAGAGUCGCUCGGAUUUCUGCGUGGGCGAAAACAUCCCAUUCACGCUGCAAGGCGCUUCGCCUUGGCAGAUCGAGUACGCGUUUGCUGGAAAAACGAUUCGCACCACAUCCAACGAAGCGAGAUUUUCUAGGUUUGCGGAACAUCCUGGCACGUUGCAGAUUAGGAGCGUGGCGCAUGAGAGGAGCAAGUGUGGAAGGGAUGUGCGCGGGAUGGGGGGCAUGAGCAAGGUGGUGCAUGCCUUGCCAAAGAUUAGGAUCAGCCAGGGUCGGCACUACAUUCAGGAUCUGCCGGAAGGUAACCAAGCGGAGAUCAACUUUCACCUCGAAGGAGAACCUCCAUUCUCCUUUACCUACUCUCGCACCGAGCCCAUCGAUAGGAAUCCUCGACCACAAGUGCUCGAGACGCACACGGUGACGAAUGUGCAGCAGUCGACGUACACUCUGCGCACUUCUCAAGAAGGCACUUGGAGCGUAUCUUGGCUGCAAGACAAGCACUGUACCGUCUCUUUGUCCACGGACUCGUCCAGGGGCAAAGGUAAGGGCGCUGCGCAGCCUAGGGUGGAAGGCACAGAGAGGAAAAGGAUAGGAUUGUGAGGGAGCGAAAGUUGUAUGAUGGAGAGCGCGAAUGAGAUGGCUUUUUUGGUGGUGCGAUUUGAUGUGGACUGCGAGAAGCGUGUCGAUUACGUGUAUCAUACCUAGCGUCACAGGUCAUUAUGGUCGUACACGUCCACAUUUUCGUUAGCAUCGCGGCAAACGAGCAGCUACCUGCCCUCGAAAUCCAUUCGAGGGAUUGCGAGAAUUAGAUGGG
Ceraceosorus guamensis is the source of this 5031-nucleotide messenger RNA. RefSeq lists its product as hypothetical. The coding region runs from base 501 to 4817 and encodes 1438 amino acids. The transcript is spliced from 6 exons. Gene Ontology annotation, cellular component: nuclear pore transmembrane ring. The record is from RefSeq and is a predicted model, not a curated record. Gene Ontology annotation, biological process: nuclear pore organization; protein import into nucleus. Lineage: Eukaryota; Fungi; Basidiomycota; Exobasidiomycetes; Ceraceosorales; Ceraceosoraceae. Gene Ontology annotation, molecular function: structural constituent of nuclear pore.